AUGACGCGCGGCAACCAGCGCGAAGAGGCGCGCGCAAAGGCACAGAAGAAGCAGGCCGCCGCCAACAAGGGCAAGAACGACUCGGGCAUGAGCCUCGCACAGCGCCGCCAGGCCGACAUUGACGCCGUCAAGGCCAAGCAGGCGGCCAAGGACGCAGCCAAAGCAGCCGAAGGUGCCGUCAAGAAAUGA
Tilletiopsis washingtonensis is the source of this 189-nucleotide messenger RNA. RefSeq lists its product as hypothetical. Bases 1 to 189 code for a protein of 62 amino acids. The transcript has 2 exons. The record is from RefSeq and is a predicted model, not a curated record. Lineage: Eukaryota; Fungi; Basidiomycota; Exobasidiomycetes; Entylomatales.